GCCUGAGGCCUGAUUUCUCUUUCGAGGCUGAGCUAGCAAGGAUGGCUUCUGGUCCGAUUCACCUUCUGGCUUCCCUGUUGUUCGAAUCCCCUGCCAGAGGUUUUAGCUCCAAAAAGGACAAGCCGCCAUCUCACUGUGUUCUCUAAUCCAUCAGGUGUAUAUUUGCCCUUCUCCAUGGUUUCACUUCUUGGGAGCUGCCUUAGAACUACCCGUGUCUUUCUUGACCCAUCAUUUUCUUGUGCCCUUUACUUUGUUCACUGUGGUCAUAGCUUUCAUGCUCUUUCUUCUGUCUUUGUUUCUUCCCUAGUUGAAACUUUUGAAACUCCCCAUUUUGCCAAGCGUAAACUUGAUUGUCAAGAACAAUGUCUGAACUCGACAAGACAAUCUGACAUAGGGAUUCUUGUAGAGAAAGUUCGAGUUGGGAAUAGUCAUGAUGAGAUUCUUCAAUCUCUUGCGCAUGAUCAAACGUGUAAUAGUAUACAUCUUUCUCAUGACCUUGUUAACAGAUUGUUGUUCCAUUUUAAGGAUGAUUGGAAAUCUGCAUUGGGUGUCUUUAGAUGGGCAGAGUUGCGUGGCUAUAAGCAUAAGUCAGAAGCUUAUGAUACAUUGGUGGACAUUCUGGGGAAAAUGAAACAAAUGGAUCAGAUGGAGGCAUUGUUAGAGGAAAUGAAGAAAGGUCAGCUUGUUACACUUAAGACAGUGGGUAAGGCUAUGAGAAGGUUUUCUGGGGCAGGGCAAUGGGAAAAUGCUGUAAGGGUAUUUGACAAGUUAGGAACUUUUGGGUUGGAGAAGAAUACAGAGUCUAUGAACUUGUUACUGGACACCCUUUGCAAAGAACGCAAGGUGGAGCAAGCCCGUGAGAUCUUCUUGGAGCUCAAAUCACACAUUUCUCCAAACGCUAACACAUUUAACAUUUUUAUUCAUGGUUGGUGCAAAGUCUGUCGGGUUGAUGAAGCAUACUGGACAAUCCAGGAAAUGAGAGGACAUGGUUUUCUCCCUUGUGUCAUAAGCUAUUCCACCAUCAUCCAAUUCUACUGCUGUAGAUGUGACUUUUGCAAGGUCUAUGAGCUCCUUGAUGAAAUGGAAGCCGCCCUGGGAUCCACACCUAAUGUUGUUACUUACACCUCUGUGAUGAGUGCGCUAGCAAAGUCAGAGAAAUAUGAAGAGGCUUUAGAAAUAGCCCAGAGGAUGAGGUUAGUUGGAUGUAAACCUGAUGCGCUGUUUUACAAUUCUCUGAUCCAUUCACUAGGGAGAGCUGGCAGACCACAGGAAGCUGUUCAUGUUUUUGAGGAAGAGAUGCCAAGUACUGGCAUUCCCCCAAAUACAUCUACAUACAAUUCCAUGAUUGCCAUGUUAUGCCAUCAAGCUCAAGAACUAAAGGCAUUGAAUCUGCUUAACGAAAUGGAAACUUCGAUGAUUUGUAAGCCCGAUGUUCAAACUUACUACCCAUUGCUUAAGUCAUGCUUUAGAACUGGUAAGAUAGAUAGUUUGUUGCGUCAAUUAUUGGAUGACAUGGUUAAAAAGCAUCAUCUCAGUCUUGACAAAUCAGCCUACACGCUUUUAAUUCAUGGACUUUGUAGAGCAAACAAAUGUGAUUGGGCUUACUGCCUGUUUGAGGAAAUGAUUGGUAAAGAUAUAAUGCCUAGAUAUCGGACAUGUUGUUUGCUCUUGGAAGAAGUCAAGUUAAAGCAUUUAUAUGAUGCUGCUAAGAAAAUUGAGAUUGUCAUGCAGAAACUAUAAACAUAAGAGGCAAGGAUGUGCAGGUUUUUUUUUUUUUUUCCUUUUCUUUAUUAUUGUUUUAUACUGUUCUCAAUUUUUUUUCUAAGACGCUGGCUAAGGAAGGGGUUUGAGAAGGAUAGACUUCUGGUAAAAUGACUCGUCUCUGGCCAAGCAAUAUGUGUUUUUGAGCUUGUAUUUUCUCAAAUUUUAUUUUUUGUUGCAUAGUUUUAGAAAUUCAUGUAAUCUGUUGAUUCUGUUCUGCAAUUAUUCCCAGAAAUAAUAGAAGAAGCAAAUUUUCGGA
Molecule: messenger RNA, 2020 nt
Organism: Hevea brasiliensis (rubber tree)
Lineage: Eukaryota; Viridiplantae; Streptophyta; Magnoliopsida; Malpighiales; Euphorbiaceae
Product: pentatricopeptide repeat-containing protein At3g04130, mitochondrial
Exons: 2
Coding region: 175-1740 (521 amino acids)
Molecular function (GO): protein binding
Source: RefSeq, a predicted model, not a curated record